Molecule: messenger RNA, 1707 nt
Organism: Podarcis muralis (Common wall lizard)
Lineage: Eukaryota; Metazoa; Chordata; Lepidosauria; Squamata; Lacertidae
Source: RefSeq, a predicted model, not a curated record
AUGAGACACCAUCCCGCCAAUGAGGAGAUCACCUGGCUCAUACCACUCAUGUGGAAUAUCUACCGGAUUAUUACUGAUGAGCUUAACUGUAUGCACUUUGCACAGCAAAUCUGGGAGCAGCAAAAGCAGCAGCAGCAACAUCCUGUACUUGUGGUGACCAAGUUUUACCAGCACAUCCUGGCCUUGGUGUUUGCUGUUGAUGAGAUCAAUGAUAAUCCCGGGAUCCUGCCCAAUGUCACUCUUGGGUUCCACAUCUACGACAGCUAUACUGAUUCAAAGAUGACCUAUCGUUCCACUCUGGAUCUGCUCUUUAAAUCAUAUCACUUUGUCCCAAACUACAAAUGUGGCAUUCAGAAUAACGUAAUAGGAGUAAUUGGAGGACUUGAGUCUGAUAUUUCUUCACACUUGGCAGACAUUUUAGGUCUUUACAAGAUUCCACAGCUCCAUUCAUUUCUUCAAGGAAUGUCAUUCAACAACAGUGCUGGAGAUGAAAUUACAUUGAAUGAACAUGGAGAAUUGGACGCUGGAUUUGAUAUUACAAAUUUGAUCACAUUCCCAAAUAAAUCCUACAUCAGAGUAAAAGUGGGAAGGCUGGACCCUCAGGCUCCUCCUGGGAAAGAAUUCACCAUUGAUGAGGCCAGAAUUGAAUGGCACAGAAGUUUGACUCAGGUGCCACCCCUUUCAGAAUGUAAUGGCAUCUGCCAACCUGGUUAUGGGAUGAAAAAGAGAGAAGGAGAGAAAUUUUGCUGCUAUGAUUGUGCUCCAUGUCCAGAUGGGAUGGUCUCAAACGAGAAGGGUAGGACAUAUUUAGAAAAUUGUGCAAGUUGUGCAAAGGAUCUAUACCCAAACAAAGGCCAGGAUCUAUGCAUUCCUAAGAUACCAAACUUCUUAGCUGUUGAUGAAGUACUGACGAUUGUUUCAACUUCCACUGCACUUUUAUUUUCUCUGAUCACAGCUCUGGUGCUGGGCAUCUUCAUUAAGCAUCGGGACACUGCCAUAGUCAAAGCCAACAACAGAAGCCUCACCUACAUUCUCCUCAUCUCCCUCCUCUUGUGUUUCCUCUGUUCUUUGUUGUUCAUUGGAAAACCUAAUAAGGUGACCUGCCUUCUCCGACAAACGGCUUUUGGCAUCAUCUUCUCUGUGGCCCUCUCUAGCAUCUUGGCCAAAACUAUAUCAGUGGUUUUGGCAUUCAUGGCUACUAAGCCAGGAUCCAGUAUCAGGAAAUGGGUGGGGAAAAGAUUGGCUUAUUCCAUAGUCCUUUCCUGCUCUAAAACUCAAGUAGUGAUAUGUGCACUCUGGCUGACAAUCUCUCCUCCAUUCCCAGAUUUGGACAUGCACUCAAUGAGGGAAGGAAUUAUAUUUCUAUGUAAUGAAGGGUCAGUCCUCAUGUUCUACUGUGUCUUGGGUUAUAUGGGUUUCCUGGCCAUUGUCAGCUUCACUGUGGCCUUCUUAGCCAGAAAGUUACCUGACAGUUUCAAUGAAGCCAAGUUCAUCACCUUCAGCAUGUUGGUCUUUUGCAGUGUUUGGCUCUCUUUCAUUCCAACUUACCUGAGCACCAGAGGAAAAUACAUGGUGGCUGUGGAGAUCUUCUCCAUCUUGGCUUCCAGUGCUGGAUUACUGGCUUGCAUCUUUUCCCCUAAAUGCUACAUUAUUGUGAUGAGGCCUGAGUUAAACAACAGAGAGCAAUUGAUACGGAGAAAGAUAUAA